Molecule: messenger RNA, 2038 nt
Organism: Tilletiopsis washingtonensis
Lineage: Eukaryota; Fungi; Basidiomycota; Exobasidiomycetes; Entylomatales
Exons: 1
Coding region: 176-1798 (540 amino acids)
Source: RefSeq, a predicted model, not a curated record
CCGCUUGCCGAUCAUCUGGACAUCCUCUCCACUCGCCGUCUCCGCAGUCGCCGUCGCCGUCGCCGUCGCCGCUCCAUCUCCUAGCCCCCAUCUCCAUCCGCACGCACGCACGCCUCUGGCAGCCGCACCUUGCCGCAGCAGCAUCGCGCCCGCCGCCUCGGCCUCGUCGUCCACGAUGUGGUCCAUCAUGACGCCUCCCACCUCGCCCGACAGCACGGCGCCGUCGGGCAGCGGGCUGGCGCUCCAGCCCGUGCGCUCCACAUCGCCGCCAGCACAGCGCUCCAAGCUCGGCUUCUUCCGCAGCAGCGCCGCCAGCGCCGGCGGCCGCAGCGCCAGCUACAGCGCCGCGUCGCCGACGGCCAGCAGCAGCAAGCUGGCGGCCGCCGCCGCACCGUCGACGCCGCCGCAGCCGCCCUCCGCCAACUUUGGCUCGCUGGGCCGCCGCACGCGCCGUAGCCUCACGCUACCGCGCAAGCUCUCCAUCUCGAGCAUGCUCGACUUCGCGCUGCCCACCGCCGUCGAGGAGGUCGCCUCGUCGUCCUCCACUCCGGCGCCGUCGCCGCCCGUCGUCGAGGAGAGCGAGGGCCCGCGGACGCCGCGCCGCAGCAACAUGCCGCUCAACGGCCGCGCCCGUGCUUUCUCGCUGCGCUUCCAGCGCCGUCUCUCCGUCGUGCGCUCCACCGUGUCGGACCCGGAGUGCAGCUCGGCAUCGGCGCCGCUGCCGGCCGCCGCAGAGGAUGUGCGGUCCGCGUCGCCUGCCAGCGCACGCGCAUCGUCUUCCGACGGCAGCGAGGGCCGCCGCCUCUCGCACCGCCCGUCGAUCGAGAGCUUCCAGUGCCGCGGCCUCGAGGACGACGAGGCGCACUACAGCGACGGCUCGGCGCACUACGAGCGUGCCGCCAUGCCGGGCCUCUCGUCGGGCAGCGCCGAGAACGACCUCGACGGCCUGGGCAUGCUCACGCCGCGCGUCACCUCGUACGCCGACGCCAUGCUGCGCAUGCAGGACUUCACCUUCGCUGCGUACGACGAGCAGCGCGAGAAGGCACUACCCUCUGUCGAGCCGCUGUUCAACGUUCGCGCCUCGUCGAACCAGCCCUCGGCCCUCAGCCUGCGCCGCCGCAGCCCGUCGCGCCUCGUCACGCCGCCGUCGCUGUCGAGCAUCGCCACGCCGGCACGUCCGCCGCGGCCCGACUCGAUCCGCUACGUCUCGCCGUCGCCGAGCUCGGUCGCCACCUUCUCCGUCGCUUCGUCGCUCUCCGGGCACGACGGCCGCGAGUCGAUGGACGGCGACGACGCUGCGUCGCUCGUGUCGUACAAGGCCGUGUCGUGGACGGCCUGCCCGCCGACGCCGCCGUCGUCGCUGCGCCUGCGUCUGCGCUUCUUCGGCCGUCUGCCCAACAGCAGCCUCUCGCCGCCGUCGCCGAGCACGCCGGCGCCGAUGAGCCGCAGCAAGUCGGCGUCCGACGAGCAGAUCGUGCCGACGCCGCUGUCAAGCGUCUUCAUCCCGAGCUGUGCCUCGGGUCUUGAGCUGCGCGAGCUGCUUGCUGAGCGUCUCGCGACCAAGGGCAUCACGCUCUCGCCGCGCAGCCUCUCCGUCUCGCUGCGCCUCGGCCUGUCCGCCGGCUCCAGCUCGGCAUCACCCACGACGCCGACUGCGCUGGGCCUCGCCUUUGGCUCGCCCGCCGACGGCUGUGUGCGCCAGCUCGACAAUAUCGACGCGCUCUACGAGCAGGGCCUCCUCGACGACGACGAGAUCGACGUCUGCAUCCGUCCCACCUACGAGUCGUCCUUCUUCUAACUCUACCUCCUCACCUUAUGCGGUGCUUUCUCGCCACUGUCUCCACUGCCUUGCUACUUGCCUCCUUCCGCAUCACUCCUCGCUCGCUGCAAAGCGCAGUCCUUCUCACGCAUUACCCGCAACUCUGCUUGAGCCCACGCACGUCUGUUUACCCCCCAUCUGCAGCGCAUCAUACAUCUCUGCGCAGCCGCUCUUCCCUCGUCACUCUGCCUCCAUUCAAUACCACAUUUGAUCUGCCAG